AUGGGUAAGACCCAGAUGAAACAGUUGAGCAGACCAAACGUAGGGGCGAUCCCCAAUACCCAUCUGGUGAUAGAUCUCCCGAAUUCGGAGAUUUUACGGGUCGUGUCGAGGUCGUUGUUCUUUGCCGCGGUCAUCUUCACAUUGCCUUGCAUUGUGUCGAUUCUGAGAGUGACUUCGAGACAAAAUGUCGGUGAAAUUGAGCUCGGUGCAGGACCCGGUACCAUCAGCUUCGAGUUCAUGGAUAUCCUGUUCAGGGAUUUCGGGCGAGAGGGCCUUGUCAAGAAAGGCGAUAAAGCCCUUAUCGUGGGCUCCGAGAUUGGCGGCGUCAGCGCUAACUUCCAGUUCUUGAACGACAAUGAGAUUGAUUUCGCGAUUGUGUCCGACACUGAAAGCCAGAGUUUGAUCCAUGAUGGUACAUUCGAUUUCGUGCUCCUCUCGGGCUCCUCGGACGUUAAAUUUGUGGACCGGGUCCUAAAAGUUGAGGGUGUCUUGGCAAUUCAGCUGAAGGAUGACCCUGUACAUGUCUUGGAGGAGCCAUUGAAUUUCAGGGCCGUGUAUAUUAGGAGAUAUGUGUCCACCAUUGUAGCCAUGAGGAAGAUUGCUUUGUCAAAUGAUGUUGCGAUUUCAUCAACGAAGAGAAAGCUCUGUAAUGUGGGGCGGAAAGCAAGACAAGCAGCUUUGAAGGGUCUAGAGAACCCUUUGCUCGAGCCACCAAGACGGGCUCUAGGGGAAUCGACAUCAUACCUGAAGAAUAUCAAAUAUCUUCCCGAGCUAAUGGACGACACACUUGAAGGCUACAGUCGUCGAGCUUUCAUCGCAGUCGGUUCAACAAUUGACGACAACAGUGCGACAGUGGAAUGGUUUUACCAGAACUAUCCCACGAGGAAUCAGAAAUUUGAGGUGUACUAUCUCUUGAGCUCAUCCAAUGGAUACAUCAGUGUUUCUGAUUGGCUGAGGAAGAAUGUCGAGGAAGGAGACUAUGUCGUGAUGAAGGCAAAAGCGGAAAUUGUGGAAGAGAUGAUAAAAGGGGGGAGCAUUCAUUUGGUUGAUGAGUUGUUUUUUGAGUGCAAGAAUCAGUGGGGGUUAGGUCAAGAGAAUAAGGGCGAGAGGGCUUAUUGGGAGUGCCUUUCUUUGUAUGGAAGGGUGAGGGAUGAAGGAGUCGCAAUUCAUCAAUGGUGGCGCUGA
Molecule: messenger RNA, 1185 nt
Organism: Punica granatum (pomegranate)
Lineage: Eukaryota; Viridiplantae; Streptophyta; Magnoliopsida; Myrtales; Lythraceae
Source: RefSeq, a predicted model, not a curated record